GCGUAUGGAUAAGAUAUUACAGGGAAUACGUACUGAGGUGUUAAUAAAAAACGACGUAAUUCACUCAAGUAGUUUUCAUAAACUGUGAACAAUCGCGAAGGCAAUGAAGACACGAGUGACAUUGUGCAUUGGUUUUUUUGUGCUUUUGGUUUCCUGGAUUUUUUUCUUCCAUUAUUGUUGCCAUAACAUUGGGCAACAACAAUUUAUUCCAAUAAAUAGGUUUUUUCGUGGGUCGGCCUAUCCACGUAAGGAUCCACAACAUUACAAUGGAUAUAACAACCAGAUUUUAUUUUCAUCUUUUUACACUUAUAACAACACGUUAAAAUCAAAUUUCGAGAAACAAUAUACGAUACCGGCAGACGAACCAACUCUCUCAAAUACUUCACUUAAGAUUAUUCUUAUGUGGAAUGCUUGGAACUUGAGAAUGGCUGAUGAACCAUUAGUCAAGGCGCAAUGUCCAAUCCGAAACUGCGUAUUCACAACUGAUAUGUCACUGAUCAAUCAAAGUGAUGCAAUUGUGCUUCACUUUGAUACCCUAGAAGAUUUCCCAUUAAAUCGCCAAUCGCACCAGCGUUAUGUAUUCUAUCAUUUUGAGUCACCCGAUAAUACGGCAUCUCACAUAAUGAAUGAUCCACGAUUCCGUUAUGGUUACUUCAAUUGGACAAUGACCUAUCGGAGGGACUCGGAUAUAUUUCUUCGCGACUAUUAUGGUUCACUCGUUGCAAAAACUUCUAUUGACAACAAUACCCGUGGUGCAAGGUAUAACUAUGUUAAACAUAUCAAUGACAAGUCAUAUGUUAAUCAAAUAGAUAUUAAAGCUCAUGUGUCAGGAACAGAAAUAACUAUACCGCUUGAUUUUGAAAAAGUUAUCAGAGGUAAAACAAAAAUGAUAACAUGGUUUGUGGGUCACUGUUCCACGCCAAUUCGACGAGAGGAAUAUGUUCAUAAACUUAGUCAAUAUGUUCCUAUAGACGUUUAUGGCAACUGCACAGAAAAAUGUCCGUCUCACUGUGAUGAGAUGUUGCGUACUCAAUACAAAUUCUACUUGGCAUUUGAAAACUCUUGGUGUCCUGACUACGUAACAGAAAAGUUCAUCCGGCCUUAUUUGUAUGAAGCCAUACCUAUUUUUCUUGGAGGUGCAGAUUACAGUAAAUAUGCCCCACCUAACUCUUACAUAAACGCUCGGGACUUUGCCUCUCCAAAACAAUUAGCUGAAUAUCUUAUGCUACUAGAUAAAUCGGAUUCACUUUAUGCCAGUUACUUUUCAUGGAAAAAAGAUUACUAUGUUUCAGUUCCGGACAUGUUUGGAUGGUGCGAAUUAUGUCGCAUGAUUCAUGACAGCAGUCUUCCAAGACAAGUUUACCCCGAUAUAAAAAAAUGGUGGAUGUCAGAAGCAGGGAAGUGUGAAUCAGAUUCAACACAGUAUUUCUAAACCUUCAUACACAAAAACUUCAGAUAAGCACUGUUUUCUUUAAAAAAAUAACUAAUUGCUAGUGUGAGAAAUUCAUGACUUCAUGACAUUAAUAAGCAAUUGAUGUU
This is a messenger RNA of Daphnia pulex (common water flea), 1539 nucleotides long. RefSeq names its product alpha-(1,3)-fucosyltransferase C-like. Gene Ontology annotation, cellular component: membrane. NCBI's taxonomy places the organism in Eukaryota, Metazoa, Arthropoda, Branchiopoda, Diplostraca, Daphniidae. The coding region runs from base 104 to 1432 and encodes 442 amino acids. Gene Ontology annotation, molecular function: alpha-(1->3)-fucosyltransferase activity. The record is from RefSeq and is a predicted model, not a curated record. The transcript is spliced from 2 exons.